GGUCCUGAAUCAGCCAUUUGAACUUGUUGUUUACCUUCUGAACAGAGAGAGAGAAAAUGAUGCAAAAAAUAAUCAAGCGGAUCGGACCCAAAUAUGUCUCCAUUGCCAGAACGUGGGUUCCCACGCUGGUCGGAUGGGGUACAGUUGGUGGCCUGGCUGUUGUCUAUUUUACAGACUGGCGGAUGAUUCUGGAUUAUGUUCCCUACAUUAGAGGCAAAUUCAAGAAGGACGACUAGUUGUCCAAAUCUGUGGAAAUCGGUUGCUGUGCAUUUUUACAGGGAACAAAUCAAGCUGAUGCUUUGACUAGCCAGUAUAGGCGGCGCUGGUGAUGUGACAUUCAGCCAUAAAGACCGAAGAUCUGUCACUUCAUUUUAUGUGUUGAAUAAUAUCUAAUGAUGUUGUUUUUUCUGUGUAAAUCAGACUAGCAUGUCUUGCUAACAAGUUGUUGUCUGUACAGGGAGCUGGAAAUGGUUCUGUUUUAUGCUUGGCACAUCACUCCGCUUGAGUUUGCACACUGAGCCUGCAAGUUUUAUAUUGCGUUACUUUUGUGAAUAAAUGGUAAUGUUUCUCUA
Sinocyclocheilus rhinocerous is the source of this 572-nucleotide messenger RNA. It is a transcript of the gene uqcr11, whose product is annotated as ubiquinol-cytochrome c reductase, complex III subunit XI. NCBI's taxonomy places the organism in Eukaryota, Metazoa, Chordata, Actinopteri, Cypriniformes, Cyprinidae. Gene Ontology annotation, cellular component: mitochondrial inner membrane. Gene Ontology annotation, biological process: mitochondrial electron transport, ubiquinol to cytochrome c. The coding region runs from base 57 to 236 and encodes 59 amino acids. The transcript is spliced from 2 exons. The record is from RefSeq and is a predicted model, not a curated record.